Messenger RNA from Nothoprocta perdicaria, 2776 nucleotides. It is a transcript of the gene AP4B1, whose product is annotated as adaptor related protein complex 4 subunit beta 1. Gene Ontology annotation, molecular function: clathrin binding. The record is from RefSeq and is a predicted model, not a curated record. Gene Ontology annotation, cellular component: clathrin adaptor complex; membrane coat. Bases 1 to 2220 code for a protein of 739 amino acids. Lineage: Eukaryota; Metazoa; Chordata; Aves; Tinamiformes; Tinamidae. The transcript is spliced from 10 exons. Gene Ontology annotation, biological process: intracellular protein transport; vesicle-mediated transport.
AUGCCGUACCUGGGCGGCGAGGAGGCGCUGCGCGACCUGCGCCGGGCCCUGGCCAACCCGCACGUGCAGGCGGACCGGCUGCGCUACCGCGGCGUCGUCCAGCGCGUCAUCCGGCUCAUGACGCAGGGCACGGACGUGUCGGGGCUCUUCACGGAGAUGGUGAAGGCGAGCGCGGCGGCCGACGUGCUGCAGAAGAAGCUCGUGUACCUGUACAUGUGCAGCUACGCGCCGCGGCAGCCGCACCUGGCGCUGCUCGCCAUCAACUCGCUGCGCAAGGACUGCGCGGACCCCAACCCCAUGGUGCGCGGGCUGGCCCUACGCAGCAUGUGCAGCCUCAGGAUGCCCGGGAUCCAGGAGUACAUCCAGCAGCCCGUCCUGAACGGCUUGCGAGACAAGGCCUCCUACGUGAGGAGAGCGGCGGUCCUGGGCUGUGCGAAGAUGCAGAAGCUGCAAGGGGACGCAGAAGUGGAUGGUGCAUUGGUGAAUGAGCUAUAUAGUUUGCUUCGUGACCAGGAUCCUAUUGUAGUAGUGAAUUGUCUGAGAGCUUUAGAAGAGAUUUUGAAGAAAGAGGGAGGAGUUGUCAUCAACAAGCCCAUUGCCCACCAUCUCCUCAACAGAAUGCCUGAUCUGGAUCAAUGGGGACAGAGUGAGGUACUUGCCUUCCUUCUGCGCUACAAGCCCCGCAGUGAGGAGGAACUCUUUGACAUACUCAAUUUGCUAGAUGGAUAUCUCAAAAACAGCAGCAUCAGUGUUGUGAUGGCAGCCACCAAGCUUUUCCUCGUGCUGGCCAAGGAGUACCCACAUGUGCAGGCAGAUGUUCUGGUGAGAGUGAAAGGACCACUGCUGUCUGCCUGCACCUCUGAGAGCAGGGAGCUCUGCUUUACAGCUCUGUGUCACGUGCGCCAGAUCCUUGGUAGCCUCCCUGGCCACUUUAGCAGCCAUUACAAGAAGUUCUUCUGCUCAUAUUCAGAGCCUCACUACAUCAAAUGCCAGAAGAUGGAAAUACUGUGUGAGCUGGUGAAUGAUGAAAAUGUGCAGCAAGUGCUGGAGGAGCUGAAGGACUAUUGCACUGAUGUGUCAGUAGAGCUUGCCCAAAGGGCCAUCUUUGCCAUAGGCAAUAUUGCAAGGACAUACAUGGAGCAGUGUGUGGCGAUUUUGACAGAGCUUUUGGGGCUUCAACAGGAGCAUAUAACCUCAGCGGUAGUGCAGACUUUUCGGGACCUGGUUUGGCUGUGUCCCCAGUGCACAGAUGCAGUGUGUCGGGCACUGCCGGGCUGUGAGGAGACCAUCCAGGACAGCGAGGGCAAACAAGCAUUGAUUUGGCUCUUGGGGGCACAUGGUGAGAAAGUACAAAAUGCUCCCUAUGUUUUAGAGGACUUUGUGGAGAAUGUGAAAUCAGAGAUGUCUCCAGCAGUGAAGAUGGAGCUUCUGACAGCGUUAGUGCGGCUUUUCCUGUCUCGUCCUGCUGAGUGUCAGGACAUGCUAGGACGACUACUUCAUUAUUGUAUAGAGGAAGAGAUAGACAUGGCUGUACGUGACCGUGGAUUGUUCUACUAUCGCCUCUUGCAAUCUGGUGUGGAGGAAGUGAAAAGGAUCCUCUGCGGCCCCAAGUCUGACCCCUCUCUGGGGCUCCUAGAAGAUCCAGCUGAACGGCCAGUGAAUACGUGGGCCUCAGAGUUUAACACCCUGGCAUGUGUUUAUGGCAGAGCAUCCUGGGCACUUGUCACUGCUCAGCAGCCAGUGGAAUCCUCUUAUGCUUGUUCUCCUUUUACUGACCCCAAGGACAGGGCAGAGUCGCUAAUUUCUGAAGGGAAUAAAGAAGUCCUCCAGGUUCAUCCUGAUACAGGCAGCCUGGCCUUAGUUCCUGACACGUAUCUGACUGCAGAAGAGUUUGAGAAGACCUGGCUGAACCUGGACAUUAGCUGCCAGCACUCUCUGCCCUGGCGUGGAGCGGCUCACUCGGAUACCAUACAGACUGCUCUUCAUGUGGUCCAUAUCCAGACUAUUGCUAUGAGCAAAGCUGGGGUCCGGCCAUGGAAAGCUUAUCUCAGUGCUCAGGAUGACACUGGUUGCCUCUUCCUAACAGAACUAUUGCUGGAGACAGAGGAUUCAGAGAUGCAGGUUUCCGUGAAGCAGAGUGAGGCAAAGCCUGAGGCACUGAAAGCCUUUAUUUCUGUUUUAGAGACUGUAAUGGGGACAGUUGCUGGCCUGAAAUCCUGAUUGACCCCUGCUCCCAGUAGGAUGCUUACUGAGAUCACAGGAAACUGUUUUUAUUUUUUUUUUCCUUAUCCUGUGGCUUCAUUUGCCAUAAACUGUUGCUGACUUUGAACUUAUAAACUGUAGGAGCCUUAGCAGCCCUUCCCUCCCGGGCAGUGGGGACCGUCAUAUGUAGCAACCACAAGCAUGAGGUGAGCUGGUAGAUAUUGCAUUACUCUUAAGUGGUCAUUGAUUAAAUGAAAUUCUUAUGGGCUGGUGAAAGGACAAGACAAUGCAUUUGUUAGCCUGCUGCUUCUAGCAUGUCAUAAAAGUGGUGGCAUCUCCAGUGCUUGUCACAAGGCACUAGUGUGGACUGGGAAGCUGGCUGAUGAUUUACCAAUGUCUGUAGAAGGGACUUGCUUCCUUUCUCAUUUUCUGUUGGCAAGCUUCUGGACGUGUUCUUUGUGAAUAAAAUAUUAUAGCUUGACUACUUUAAUUAGCUGCUGUCAUUGUGCCAAAAAUGAUAUUACUUAGAUUCAUGUUUCCUUUAUUCAAAUAAAAGAAUAAUUGGGAAAUGCUA